Messenger RNA from Aspergillus ochraceoroseus IBT 24754, 404 nucleotides. RefSeq lists its product as uncharacterized. The coding region runs from base 130 to 381 and encodes 83 amino acids. Gene Ontology annotation, molecular function: nucleic acid binding. Lineage: Eukaryota; Fungi; Ascomycota; Eurotiomycetes; Eurotiales; Aspergillaceae. The record is from RefSeq and is a predicted model, not a curated record. The transcript has a single exon.
CGUGAGAGGUCUCGUUCCCCCCGUCGUCGAUCACGCAGCCCUCGACGAACCCGUCGCUCGUAUUCGCCACGCAGUCGAUCUCGGAGUCGUGACGAUUACCGUCGUAGUGACCGCCGUUCCCGUUCUCCUAUGAGUGCUGCCCAAGGCGCGUCAGGAGGUCAUUCAGGUUCGGGAUACAGUGGGCGUGGUAGUUACCCGCCUCCCCCUAGAUCGUUUGAGGAUCGUGCAGUCGCCAAAGAACAGAUGAUGCAAUCCGUGCGCGAAUCAUCCCAACAAGACCGCCGCGUCUAUGUUGGGAACCUUUCUUACGAUGUCAAAUGGCAUCAUCUUAAAGAUUUUAUGAGACAGGGUGAGCAGGGUCAUAUCAUGUCGGAUGUGUGAUGGAGCUUUUUUUUUUUUUUUUU